GUGGGCGUGGACUAUUGGACAGCCACGAACCUGGCCGUCCUAGAGAACGUCAGCACCAGUGAAGGCUGCCUCCAGAGGUGCACCGACGAGGCGCGCUGUGGCGCCUGGACCUGGGGCGAGCCGGACGGCACGCCCGAGGCGUGGCAGCUGCAGCGGGUGUGCUUCCUGAAGCCCACUGGCCUGAG
Molecule: messenger RNA, 185 nt
Organism: Prorocentrum cordatum
Lineage: Eukaryota; Dinophyceae; Prorocentrales; Prorocentraceae
Source: the annotation of a GenBank genome assembly